Messenger RNA from Telopea speciosissima, 1047 nucleotides. Its product is annotated as phenylacetaldehyde reductase-like. The transcript is spliced from 7 exons. Gene Ontology annotation, molecular function: oxidoreductase activity, acting on the CH-OH group of donors, NAD or NADP as acceptor. NCBI's taxonomy places the organism in Eukaryota, Viridiplantae, Streptophyta, Magnoliopsida, Proteales, Proteaceae. Bases 34 to 1002 code for a protein of 322 amino acids. The record is from RefSeq and is a predicted model, not a curated record.
UGUGAGACAAAGAAACCAAAGGAAUCAGAGAAAAUGAGCGGUGCUGGGAAGAUAGUGUGUGUCACAGGGGCUUCUGGGUACAUCGCUUCAUGGCUGGUGAAGCUUCUCCUCGAAAAAGGUUACACUGUUAAAGCUUCUGUUCGCGAUCCAAAUGAUCCAAAGAAGACUGAACAUUUACUUGCUCUUGAUGGGGCCAAGGAAAGACUUCAGUUAGUCAAAGCAAACUUAUUGGAAGAAGGGUCAUUUGAUUCUAUAGUUGAUGGAUGUGAAUGCGUUUUUCAUACAGCAUCUCCCUUUUAUAAUGCAGUCAAGGAUCCACAGGCAGAAUUAAUUGACCCUGCAUUAAAGGGAACUCUUAAUGUGCUUGGAUCCUGUGCAAAAUUUCCAUCUGUUAAAAGAGUGGUUGUGACAUCCUCUGUAGCUGCAGUUGCAUUCAAUGGGAAACCUCGAACUCCAGAAGUGGUAGUUGAUGAGACUUGGUUUUCAAAUCCAGAGUUUUGCAAGGAAUCUAAGCUUUGGUAUGUACUUUCCAAGACCUUGGCUGAGGAAGCUGCCUGGAAAUUUGCAAAAGAGAAAGGGAUGGACAUAGUUACAAUAAACCCUGCAAUGGUGAUCGGUCCUCUUUUACAGCCAACACUUAAUACCAGUGCUGAAGCAAUUCUGAAAUUAGUAAAUGGAGCAGAAACAUUUCCCAAUUCAACAAUGGGAUGGGUUAACGUCAAAGAUGUUGCUAUUGCACAUAUUCUGGCAUUUGAGAAUCCUUCAGCCAAUGGAAGAUACGUUUUAGUUGAGAAAGUUGCUCAUUGUUCAGAGGUUCUGAAGAGUCUCCAUGAACUUUUUCCAACUUUGCACCUUCCGGAAAAGUGUGCAGAUGACAAGCCUUACAUGCCAACUUAUCAAGUAUCCCAGGAGAGAGCAAAGAGCUUGGGCAUAAAUUUUAUUCCUUUUGAGGUCAGUCUGAAGGAAACUGUUGAGAGCUUGAAGGAGAAAGGCUUUUUCUAGUCCUUGAGGCUUGGUCAAUAUAAGUGAUGCAAAUAAUAAAGAAAA